AUGGAAAGCUAUCUUAGCAAUAGAAAAAUUGUAACAGUUGUAGAAGGCUCGACAUCAGAUGAGUUACUGAUAUCCUGUGGUGUGCCACAAGGAUCGGUUCUGGGUCCUUUGCUUUGUUUGAUAUAUAUUAAUGAUCUACCAAAUGGUCUGGAUAGUACAACUCUGCUCUAUGCAGAUGAUGUAUCACUACAUCGGGAAGGUUCAGAUAUUCAAAGAGACUUUAUGAUUAUGAAUGAGGAUUUAGCUAAAGUUGAAGAUUGGUCUAAUAAGUGGAAGCUUGACUUUAACAUUAAAAAAUGUGUAUCAAUGUUCUUCACGCGUUCUAAUACAGUAACUACAUUGCCCACUUUGAAGAUUAAGUAUCAAUUGAUAGAAAAUGUUACUGAGCAUAAACAUUUAGGUUUGCUUUUUAUCCCUAAUCUUGAUUUGAGUUGUCAUAUUCAAUCAACAGUUAGUGGUUGUUCUCCAGUAGCAGAUGGUAUGAAAUAUUUGAGUCAGUUCCUAUCGCGUCAAGCACUGAAGCUGAUUUACAACUCAUAUAUUCUUACUCAGAUAAACUAUGCCUCUGUAAUUUAUUGUGGAAGCACACAAAAAGUUCUUGGACCACUACAUACAAUACAAUAUAAUGCAGCAUUAGCUGCUAGUGGAACGGUGGGAGGUUCUUCGAAUGAGAAAGUGUGCAUAGAAUUAGGAUGGAUUCCACUAACUGUUAAGCACACAAAUACAGUUGAACAGUUAGUUAAAUAUUCCAUUUCUGAAAUACAUCGUCUUUGUUUGUUUUUUAAAAUAUUAAGAGGUAGAACUAUCAUUGAUUUACCAUCUUCCUUCAUUCAACAUACUACUUAUACGAAAGAGCAUAAUCUUCGUAGUCAGAAUAGCAAUCUUUUGCCUUCUACUAAAGCUGGUCUGCAAGUGUAG
Didymodactylos carnosus is the source of this 918-nucleotide messenger RNA. NCBI's taxonomy places the organism in Eukaryota, Metazoa, Rotifera, Eurotatoria, Philodinida, Philodinidae. The record is from the annotation of a GenBank genome assembly.